Molecule: messenger RNA, 15361 nt
Organism: Paramuricea clavata
Lineage: Eukaryota; Metazoa; Cnidaria; Anthozoa; Malacalcyonacea; Plexauridae
Source: the annotation of a GenBank genome assembly
AUGUUGGUGAUUCUCGUCAACUGCGUGUGCUUAGCCUUGGCAGACCCUCUAGACCAUGACUGUGAAGAAACGGAAUGUCAAUUUCUGACGAAAAUCAACUCUUUUGUCCUUUAUUUCUUCGUCGCUGAGAUGGUCAUCAAGAUGAUUGCCAUGGGCGUCGUUGGGAAGAAAAGUUAUUUUUCGGAGGGAUGGAAUAGACUUGAUUUUCUUAUUGUUGCCGCUGGGUAAGUGUGGGUUGUGAGCACAUACGCCUGUAUUUUAAAAGAUCACUCAGGCUUACACUCAAAGAGUGGAGGUUCAAUUUGAGCUUCCCUUGAGUGUCAGUGCUGUUUUUGAAUAGCUGGAGGAUGAGUAGUCUCAUAGUGAGGUACGAGACUGACACCCGCAUUCUAAAAGCUCACUCACACUCAAAGAGCGAAGGUUCAAUCUGAGCUUCCCUUGAGUGUCAGUGCUGUUUUUGAAUAGCUGGAGGGUUAGUGUCGGACCUCAAAGGAGAACAGUUUAGAACUGAUAAACUGAUCCUGUAUAAAUAAAGUAAGGCCAAAUAAAAAAAAUACUUGGUUAGCGUCACCGCCCGCCUCUCGAUUUCUGCCGCCUCUGAAUUUUUUAAAAUUUUUUCUAAUGUAAAUCUCUUUGUUUUACAGCUUAAAACAGUUUAAUAUUUGAAAUUUUUCUCAAGCUCAGACCUUCGCGCUAUAUACUGAUCGAUAGGAGCGCGUGGUCUUGAGUAUACAAGGUUUUUAUAGCAAAAUGGCGGCCUUCGCAACAUCAGUACAAAAAAUUUCACCGAUAUGGUGGAAAAACCGCCCCCAUCCCCCCCAAAAAUACUAUUAAAAAAUUAAAAAACGUGUAAAAAUUUUAAAAAAAAAGGCGCCCGCCCGCCUCUGAAAAUUUGUGAGAGUGUGACGCUAACCAAGUAUUUUUUUGUUUGGCCUUAGUUACAGUUUAUACUUAAUCUUUGCCCAUUCCAAAUGUCAAAUAUUCGUGUAAUGCCUUUUUCUCUCUUCUAGAAUUGUGGACGAGUUUUCUGAUCUGGGCGGAGCGUUUUUGGUCAUGAUCCGAUUAGUUCGUGUUCUUCGUCCGCUGAGAGCGAUCAAUCGUGUUCCAAGUAAGUUCAAUUUACAAAUUUAUUUAUUCUCGGAUAGCUCUUUCAGUACUAAACUGUUUUCCCUAGAGGUGCAGUAAGAGCCAUUCAAAACUGGCUCAGUGUUAGUACAGGACGAAAGCAGAGUACCCAGAGAAAAUCUGCAGUACUGGAAACGACUGAGAUGAAAGUACAACCAGACAACUUCAUUAUUCCAGGAAUAUCAUAGCGGUAAAAAGAAUGGAUAUACAUUUCAAACGAAGUAUAUGGACAUUUUCUAAUUAUUUUCCUAUAUUUAGGUAUUCGAAUAUUGGUAACUUUACUUCUGGAAGCAUUACCGCUGUUGGGCAAUGUGUUCGCUCUCGCUUUUCUCGUCUUGUUCAUCUUCUCCAUCAUUGGCGUUCAGCUAUGGCAAGGUGUUCUACGAAAUAGAUGUUUUGUUAAUUCAACAUUGCUCGACAACACGACAUUCAUGUAAGAGAAUAACUCGUAUUAUAUUUACAAUCAGUGAAAAAAAAAAUUAUAAGUGUUUUAAUAUGGGAUGGCCCUUACUGAACCUCUAGAGAGAAAAGUUUAGAAUUGAUGAAGAUAUCCAAUAUAAAUAAAGUUAGUACAGGAUAGGUGUAGGAUUCUGUCUGAUUCAGUGUGAUAAUCUGUUGAAAAAGGACCUCAAGUAUAAAGUUAGAUUAGUUUAGGUUCAUUCUUUAGUGAUACUGUACCAAUAUGGGACGACCAUUACUGAAGAACCCGAGCCAAAGGCAAAAGGUUGUAUGUCUGAUACAACACGAACGCGAAAGCUGUACAUAGUUUGUGAAGAUUUUCAACAGUUGUGUUUUAAGAAAUUAUUAAAAAAGAAGUGAUUUUAAUUGAUAAAGUAGAGGAAAACUGUUAUGCAAAUCAGGAGAAUUUUGUAUAUACAGAGGCACCAUCUCAUUAAACAUUUACAUCUUUUGAAUUUUUUUCCUGAAUUAUUAACGAGUUUACAAUAACCAGUUAAACCUUUUUACCUGACAGAGGUACCAAACCAACAAGCUGUUACUAUCAACCAUCUAUCGAAGAACCAGAUUUCCUGUGUUCACUAGCAUCAGACUCUGGAACAAAACGUUGCAGCGAUAUCAAGCGAGACAGCCGGCCUAAUUGCACUCUGGCAAAUCAUACUGCAAUUACCAAUUACUGUGAGUUUGACAGAUUUGGACCGUUCAGUAAUAAGGACUACCAAUGCUUACAAGAUGGACCUAACCCUUUCCAUACUACGGUAUCUUUUGACAACAUCGGAGCUGCCUGGAUAGUUAUUUUUCAGGUAAGAAUUUUGAACAGUUUGUGCCAGUGUUGGGAAUGCCGAUAAUACGAAAGAUUUGGGUUGACUACAGUUUGUUUUUUCAACAGAUUAUCACACUGGAAGGGUGGUCCGACAUAAUGUAUCUUAUACAAGAAGCUCAUGAUUAUUGGAAUUGGAUUUACUUCGUAAUUUUAAUCCUGGUAAGUUUGAAUCAUAUACCGGCCAAAAAUUGGACACUGUUUGAGUUCAUGUAAUAUAAAAGCUAUAAAAGCUAUCGCAAUGAAAUAAAGAUCAAUGCAUACAGAAAGGACUAACGUAGAUUUUGAUAUAUAACACUUGAAUUUGCAUGCAAUAUUGAGCGAGAUACAACCAAAAUAAAAAUAUUUAUUAUUUACAAGUAUAACUAUAUCUGUAAUUAUAAGGUUGUUUUAUGCUAAUUUUUGGCAUUUUCAAAAAAAGUAGCUCAACGUUCAAACAUCAAUAGCGCAGUCAAUAUUCAUGUAAAUUCAAGUGCUAUAUAUCAAAAUCUAAGUUAGUCCUUUCUGAACGCAAUGAUCUUUAUUGCAUUGCGAUAGCUUUUAUAAUUUUUACGUUACAUGAAAUCAAACAGUGUUCAGUUUUGUUUGGGACAUCCGGUAGAUAGUAAGUAUAGUCCAGUUUGUAUGUAUAUUUUGAACGAAACUUUCUAUCUCAAUAGCUUGGCCCUUUCUUUUUGAUCAACUUGUGUCUGGUUGUGCUCGCCAUGCAGUUUCAAGAAACCAAAAGUCGCGAACUGCAAUUGCUCGAGGAAGAUCGCCAGCGGAAACUGGAAGCACAGAACGUAUUCAAGCAGACAAAAUGGGGGAAAGUAUUGACUGUUGUGAAGUCAAACCUUAGCGAGUCGCUACACAAACGAUCUGAUCAACAACACGUCCAUCAUCAUCAUCAUUUCCAUCAUUACUACCAUCAUGAACAUGUAGUACAAUCCCCCCGGCAAAAUCCGGGGGAGGACAGCCCUCGGAAUCCUACUCUCGUUGUCUCCCACCAUAGUUCAGUCAGUCAUACGCCACCAGUGAUCCAUGAUCAAUCCGGGGCUGACCCUCCCAAGAACCCCACCGUCCGGAUCUCCCACCAAAGUUCAGUCUCAAAAUCCCCACCCACUGUGACCAGCGCUUUGUCCCAAGAACCCAAUGACUCGAUUAUAUCUUUAGAAAUGACCUCAAACUGUAAGAUUUCUCAGAAUUUUUUGUCUCCCACCUCCCCGUACUCUGGCAGGCUCUCCCCCACUUGGUCGGUGGAGUCUUCGGAACAAGUAUGUUUCUCGCCAGACGCUGAUUCCUUAUGUUCCGUUGAAGAUCUGGGCAAAACAUCUGCUUUUCCUAGUGUAGGUAAGAGCUUUGAGAUAACAUCUCUUUCGUUGAUAUUCGAAUUGAUAAUUAGAGAUUAAUUAAUUGAUUGUCUUUUAAUAGCAUCUGCCACAGCAUCAGCUACUGUUCACGUGAAUGUAAUUACUUGCCAAGUUCACGACGAACCGAACCACUUGAAGGAAUCUGAUAACACCGAAGUGACUGCUACAGCCAAUGCUUCAGUGAAAACCCAAACACAAGUGGCACAGAAAACACAGACAACACAACAGAAAACAAGUCAAGACGAUCCUAUCUUACGAGUGGCCUCCCCUAAGGUUACCAAAAAUAGGACUCCGACUUCUAACGCUAUAGAAGUUUUUAAUUCGCAAGACAAAAGCUCUCCUAAAGAAGCUGCCAAGAAUAGACCACCAACCCCCAACACGUUGGAAAUUUGCAAUCCGCUGAACAGAAGCUCUUCCAAGAGAAGCAGUUUGCACGCUUUGGACGUAUCUACGUUAAAGCCACAGGAUCUUGAUUCGUCAAACAACAAGUGCACAGAGCUGGAACCCCCAACGCUUGGGGCUACGUACAGAAAGAGGAGCGAAUCAUUUGAAGACGAGAACAACUUCUCACUUAAGGUGAUAGGAAGAACUAAAACUGAUCUAACUUUAUUAUACUGGAGAGCUCCAGCGGGGGUCAUUGGUUCAGUGUUACCACAGGUGGAAACCUAAACUAAACUAACUUUAUUUAUACUGGAUAGCUCUAUCAGUUCUAAACUGUUCUCCCUAGAGAUCCAGUAAAGAUCAUCUCUUAUUGAUCCAGUGUUACUACAGGAUGAAACCUAAACUAAAUUAACUUCAUUUAUGCUGAAUAGCUCUAUCAAUUCUGAACUGUUCUCCCUAGAGGUCCAGUAAGAAUCAUCUCUUAUUGAUUCAGUGGUACUGCAGGAGGAAACCUAAACUAAACUAACUUUAUUUAUACAAGAUAGCUCUAUCUAUUCUGAACUGUUCUCCCUGGAGGUCCAGUAAGAAUCAUCUCUUAUUGAUUCAGUGGUACUACAGGAGGAAACCUAAACUAAACUAACUUUAUUUAUACAGGAUAGCUCUAUUAAUUCUGAACUGUUCUCCCUAGAGGUCCAGUAAGAAUCAUCUCUUAUUGAUCCAGUGUUACUACAGGAGGAAACCUAAACUAAACUAACUUUAUUUAUACAGGAUAGCUCUAUCAGUUCUAAACUGUUCUCCCUAGAGGAAAAUCGGAGAAAACCCGAAAGGUUUGGUGUGGUUGAGUCAAAAUGGAAGCCCUCUUUUCACAUGUGAUUGAAGUGAAAUUAUAAUCAGACAACUGCAUAUAUUGCAGGGAUCUAACCGCAGCGCAGAAAUGAAAGACACAUUCACCAACCAAUGUUUCACCAGUGCCACGUACUGUUGCAUAAAAUGCCUCGUUUUGAAUUUUGAAGGUAUCAAGCCAACGACGUGGAACCGAGGGCAGCCUGGAUGAUAGAUUUGGGAGUAUGUUUGACAUACAGAGACAUGGCUUGUACUAUGUAUCGCAAGAGCGUACAGCCUGGCAAAGAUUUCGUGAGAUCUGCGCAAGGCUCGCUAAUAAUGCGACAUUCAUUAAUUUCAUUAUGGUCGUCAUCCUUAUUAACACUGUUACUAUGGCGACCGAGCACUACCAACAGGUGAGAUGAAUGAUGGGAUAUUUACUCGACCUCUACAGGCGAGAAGGUUUGGGUAUGGGGUUGGCCGUUUGCCUUGGUGAUCGGACAUUUACAAUUUUGUUGAAAAUGUUCGAAACAUCUGCUAUAAAAUAAUGUUAAACUAAACAAAACUGACAUUAUUUUUACACUGGAUAGUUCUAAACUGUCCUCCCUAUUGGUCCAGUAAGGGUCAUCCCUGAAUGGUCUGCAGUUAUAAAAACUAACUUUAUUUAUACUGGAUAGCUCUAUCAGCUCUAAACUGUUCCCCCUAGAAGUCCAGUAAGGAUCAUCUUUUAUUCAUUCAGUGUUACUACAGGAGGAAACCUAAACUAAACUAACUUUAUUUACACUGGAUAGCUCUAUCAGUUCUGAACUGUUCUUCUAGUAAGGGCCAUCCCUUAUUUCUAUCCCAAUGUUCUACAAAAGAUGAAUAAAAAAGUUUAAUGUUCAAUUUCUUUCUCUUUUGUAUAUGUGCAGCCUCAGUCACUGAACGAGUUUCUUGAAAUAUCUAACCUCAUAUUCAUCACAGUAUUCUCUCUCGAGAUGAUCAUCAAAAUCGCGGGUGAGGGAAUCCGUGCCCAUAUGAGCCAAUGGUUUAAUAUCUUUGAUGGCUUUAUCGUCAUUAUUAGGUAGGAACAAUUUCAUUUUUUAAUGUUUCUGACAUUUAUACUUCAAUGGUCUAUCAGUUAUGUCUCUCCACAGAGAUCCAGAAAAGGCUAUUCCUUAUAUGUGGGGAAACAGGAAUAACUUGUAAAAACGCUGUGUAGUAGAAGCACUCUACUUCGUGCAAUUGAUGUGAAAGUAUAAUCACAGAAGUUCUGUUUACGUUUUUGAAGCUCACGCAUCAGUUCUGUAUGUAAUAUGUUAAACCAGCUCACAUAAAAAGGAGCCUGUUGAUUGCCUUUCACCUAGGUUUACAAAGUUAUUUGAUUGUUCUUCUCUAGCAUUAUUGAAGUGAUAAUACUCCAAGGCAGCGGUGGCCUCUCGGUUCUACGUAGCAUACGACUACUGCGCAUAUUCCGUCUUAUUCGACCAAUCAGACACCAGCUUAUUGUGAUGGUGCAUACAAUGACCAGUGUCGUCACAUUCACUGCGCUGUUAUUCCUGUUCAUGUUCACUUUCGCUGUCCUUGGGAUGAAUUUAUUUGGUGGAAAGUUAAUCCUGCCCGGCUCCAACUGUACCAUGGAGACAGAACGGAGUAAUUUUGAUACAUUUCCUGCUGCUAUGAUUACCAUAUUUCAGGUGAGGACAAUUAGCUACCACUUGUUAGAUCUGAGCAUCCAGCGUACAGUAUGCAGUAUUCUACAAUAAGCUGUUGUGGUUUGUGUCUGAACUACCUGAAAAAGAUAUCUCAAACGUGGUGGUCCAGUGCAGGUAGUAUUCUACAAUAAGCUGCCGUGGUUUGUGUCUGAACUACCUGAAAAAGAUGUCUCAAACGUGGUAGGCUUAUGUAGGUAGUAUUCUACAAUAAGCUGGCGUAGUUUGUGUCUGAACUACCUGGAAAAGAUGUCUCAAACGUGGUGGUUCAGUGUAGAUAGUACUCUACAAUAAGCUGUCGUGGUUUGUGUGUCUGAACUACCUGGAAAAGAUCUCAGAUUGCUUGGAUUAAGACCAUAAUUAAACAAUGAACUGUUACUUUAAGGUAGUAAUUAAUUUAUUCAUCUUUUCAGCUUCUCACCUUGGAGGACUGGAACCUAGUUAUGCAGAGUGCCAUGAGGUCCACCAAUCAUUGGGCUGCAAUAUAUUUCAUAAUCUUGACCAUUAUUGGAUAUUACGUAUUGAUUAAUCUUCUGGUCGCCAUCUUGGUAGAGGGCUUUACCAACCCUUUGGUAAGGAAGUAACAUUUGGAACUUUCAUCAGUUAUCAACUGUUCUCCCUAGAGGACCAGCAAGUGCCAUCCAUCCCUUAUUAGUCCAGUGUUAUUACAGAAGAAAACCGAAGUAGUCUGAGAAAUAUGCGGUGUUUGGUAGAGUCAAAUGGGAACUACUUUUCCCACAUGCUUAAAAGUUCUUAAAACAGAAAUUUUGUUGAAUUGAUUUUGUUCAUAUCUUACAACUGUUCGAAAUUCAUUAAAGUUGCCAUUUGAACAGUAUAACAUCGCUUUUUACUGAUUUCUUAACACAAUGGCUGAACCCUUUAGUCCUUGAAUUUUCUGUUACAUUACUUUCACGUCGUUGAAAAUUCUUUGAAUUCUACGACAAGACUGAACUCAAUGACGUACUGAAUUACAGAUAGGCCAUAGAUGACACCGAUUUUUCCAAUGUUAAUAUUUUCUCCUUAUACAGCUUUUUGAACGCAGUCAGUCCGAAAAUCACGAGGAAAAAGAAGAUAUUAAACCCAAACCUACCACAGACUGGCUUGCUUUAAUAAAACAGGCCAAAGAACAGCCUACGAUCUCCGAACCGUCACCAGAAAAAGACGACUUUAGUGACCUAUCAGACAUUGAUAAUGAAAGUCCACAGACUAAUGACACUUUUACAAAAAGUACGUUGAAAACUUCCUCAAAUUAUUGCAGAUCAGCUAUACGCGGUGUUAUGGAGAAGCCUUACAAAAUGGAUCUAGAAACUGUUGAGAAAGGUUGUAACAAAUCUUACAAUUUUAACCCAUUCCACACAACACCUAAAGACAAGUUGCAAAGUUCUUCAAAAAGUGCUAGAAAUUUCAACAAUAAAGCAUUUAGCUCAACACCCAAACACGAGAUGCAAAGUGCUUCAGAGUUGAAGUCAAUGAGACCUUCAAUAAGUACGAAUCCAUCAAAGUCAAAGAGCAGUUGUUCUUUUCUUCGGCAAAUGAGAAGGGAUCAUCGUUCGUCUCGGAAUAACAAAGGAUUUUCUGAUGAGGAUAAGAAAUCUCCUGCUAAAGCCAACCCUAGGAUUGUCAUUACUAAUGAAGAUGGCGAUGUGAAGAAAAAUUAUGAAAAAUCAGGCACUGCAAAUGUAAAUAUGGAGGUAGUAUAUAGUAGGAAAUAUAAAACAUCUGUAUACAGUAAUGGUGGUGAGGGGAUGGUGAUGAAGAGGGUAAUGGUGGUUACUGGUGAUGAUGGUGGCAGCGUUGGUGAUGGUGGUGAUGAUAACGAUGGUGCUCAUGAUAAUGAUGUUGGUGAUGGUGAUGAUGAUGGUGAUGGUGAUGAUGAUGGUGGAGUGACGUGGGUAAUGGUGGUGGUGAUGAUUGUGAUGGUGAUGCUGUUGAUGAAGGUAGUGGUGGUUAGUGGUCAUAAUAAUGAUGGUGCUCAUGAUAAUGAUGAUGGUGAUGAUAAUGGUGGUGAUGAUGAUGGUGGAGUGACGUGGGUAAUAGUGGUGGUGAUGGUCGUGAUGGUGAUACUGUUGAUGAAAGUAGUGGUGGUUAGUGGUCAAAAUAAUGAUGGUGCUCAUGAUGAUGGUGGUGAAACUCUGUCUUUAAUAUUUAGUUUUUUUCAUUUCUUUAGAAACCCUUCGUUCACCAUUCGUCCAAAUCACUUUUUAUAUUUUCUGAAGAAAACAGGUAGAAUUUUGUAAACUGUUAAAGAGGACUCAUAAUACUUAUUAACAUUUUCUUAAAUUAAUUUUUUGAUUGAUUCUGUAGAUUCCGUCGUUUGGUGAUAAAAAUCACGGGCAGUAAAUUAUUUGAUAAUUUUGUGUUGUUCCUCAUCGUCCUUAGUUGUGGCUUCAUGGUUUUUGAUAAUCCUUCUCAUGUGAAACAGGUCUCACGUUUUAAUGAAUGCUCGACGUUUUAAAUUUUGUGUGAGUGUAUUCUUGCAUUGCCAAAUGAAAUCACAUUCCUGACUUGUACUAUAUAUUCUUUAAAUAGAAUACUGAUGUGAUAUAUACAGCCAACCUGGUUUUUACAAUUCUUUUCACUAUCGAGGUCGUUAUCAAGGUAAGGUCUCUUCCACUCAUUGAAAAAAUCAACUCGUAAGUUCGUUGCGAGUGCUUGCAUCUCAUUAAAAUGUUUAUUUAAUGAUGGUUCUGUAAAUUAAUUUUAAAGAACGUCAAAAUAUAUUUAUCACCCAACCUCUUAAGAGCCCCCCCCCCCCCUUCUAUCCCCCUUUUAAUAAGCCUCCAGUCCAGAACCAUUGGACUAAAUAAGCACCCAGGAACCGGUUGUUCGAAAACGGAUUAGCUUAACCCUAGGUUAACCUAGAAUUGAAAGCAAACUUUCCAACAGCUUGAAUAUAAACUGGGAAAUAUUUCUUCAGAAAUCUUGUCCGGAUCGAUAGGAGUUUACUUUUCUGAAGUGUUGAAUUAAACAGACGUGUAGAAGUACACAAACCAGGGUUAACGGGUUAAAUUUUAACCGAGGUUUAGCGCUAACCGACCUUUGAACAACCGGCUUCACGGAUGCUAAGAUAGAGGAAAUAUAGUAGGUAGGUCUAACCAAUGAGAGAAUUAACGAGGAGGAAUUUUCUUCAGGUAAUAGCUCAAGGUUUGGUUCUGGGAAAAGACACAUACUUGCGUUUCGGAUGGAAUAUCUUAGAUUUCAUUAUAGUCCUUGUCUCAUGGUUGCAUGUGAUUACAUCAUCGUUUAACUCUACUAGUCCGGGAAUACUGGGCUCAGUCAAAGUACUUCGUGCUCUUAGAACGUUGCGUCCCUUGAGGUAAUGGAGAUGAAUGUUUUGGUAGAUGUAUUGGUGGUUUAGUGGUUAGACUUCGAUUCCUGCAAUGUGCAGUUGUCUAAUUAUAAUUUGUCAUCAGUCACAUGUGAGAAGAUUGCUCCCAAUUUGACUCUAUCCAACACAAUGAGUUUUCUCGAGAUACUCAGAAUUCAUUCUGUAGUAACACUGAAUCAGUGGGGGUAGACAUUAUAUUAGACCUCAAGAGAGAUAAAACUGAUAGAACUAUCCUGUAGAAGUAGAAUUAGAUUGAUAGAGCGCUCCAGAGAUUACUUUACUUUUAGUAGAUGUAUGUUUUAUGGUUGAUAUUCAGUGCAUAACUGUAUGAUUUUUUAGGAUGAUUCGUCGAGCUCCUGGAUUAAAACUCGUCGUUGGAGCUUUACUGAGAUCUUUAAAACCGAUCGGGAACACUGUGCUUAUAGCUGGAAUAUUCUUUGUCGUGUUUGGAAUUCUAGGAGUUCAGGUUCGAGUCUUGUAUUACUACAAAUAUAAGUUCUCAGCGAACUAGUACACAUUGUUACAGAAAUCUUUGAAAAUUUCGCUAAUUUAUUGAAAUGGUUCCUCCGUUUUCCAAUUCUACACAUAUUGUUGGGAAACAAAAUUUGCUUCUCAGAAAGCAUACAUGUUUUCACUUCCCCACUUGGAAAACGAAAGAUACUCCUGAUUUUUUGAGGCCACUGGUUUACCCACCUUCGUGAAACAUGACGAGAAACAAUAUUAAGGAUUGUGAAUAACUGAAUGCAUUGUAGUUUCUAUCUUAAAAGUAAAGUGAAAUUUUAACUUAUCAAUAAUGGUAUAAUUUUCCAGUUAUUCAAAGGAAAGUUCCAUCAUUGUGAAGGCGAUCCUGAUGUGACAACAAAAAAGGAAUGUCUUAAAAAAUGGACAAAUCGUCCUUAUAACUUUGAUAACUUGGCACAGGUAACCUUUUUAAACAUUUAAGGCGGUUCAGAAAUAUCACCAUUGAGAGUGCUGACAUGGAGUGCUUACAUGAAGUAUUAUAUUUGCUAGGCGUUGGUGACGCUUUUUGUGCUUGCAACAAGAGAUGGAUGGGUGACCGUGAUGCAUUAUGGGGUUGAUGCUGUUGGGGUGGAUUACCAGGUGAAUACAGUCAACUUAUUGAGUUCAAAUUCAGAUAGGUCUAAUGAUGAACAUCCCGUGUUGGCCAAUGUUCCUGAAGAAAACCUGUUUGGAAGACCUCUUCUCACAUGUGACCAAAGCGAAAUUAUAAUCUGACAACUGUAUAUUGCAGGAAUUGAACCUCAGUCCCAGAGAUGAAAAACACAUGCAGCGGGGUGAUACUCACUAGUCACUUUGGGUUCCAUGACCAAACGCCUUUACUCAUAACAUCAGAAACCUUGCCUUUUACAUUGUGGUGUUUUUAUUUGUUUUAGCCCAAACAAAAUCAUAACCAAUGGAGAGUGUUAUACUUCAUGAGUUUUCUCAUGGUUGUGGGUUUCCUGGUGCUGAAUAUGGUUGUUGGAAUUGUGGUCAGUAAUUAUCAACUUUGUCAAGAGAAACAGGAAAAUGCUGAUAGAAAAUUGAAGUCACCAAAAACAGAGGACACCUUGAAAAUUGUUGAUAAAACACGAUAUGGUAAGAAGAGUCUACUGAAAUGUCACAGUACAAUACUAGAUAGUUCUAGGAGUUCUAAACUCCAUCAUCCUGGGGCAUCCCUUAUUGCGCAAGUACUACUACAGGAGAAAACCUAAACUAAACUAACUUUAUUUAUACUGAAUAGCUAGCUCUAUCAGUUCUAAACUGUUCACCCAAGAGAUCUAGUAAGGAUCAUCUCUUAUUGAUCCAGUGUUACUACAGGAGGAAACCUAAACUAACUUUAUUUAUACUGGAUAACUGUACCAGUUCUAAACUGUUCUCCCAAGAGAUCCAGUAAGGAUCAUCUCUUAUUGCGCCAGUAUUACUACAGGAGAAAACCUAAACUAAACUAACUUUAUUUAUACUGAAUAGCUCUAUCAGUUCUAAACUGUUCUUCCUAGAGGUCUAGUAAGGAUCAUCUCUUAUUGAUCCAGUGUUACUACAGCAAGGAACCUAAACUGAACUAAUUUUCUUUAUCCAGUUGUAGUCCAGUAAAGGCCAUUGUUCACUUCUCAAGAAUUACCACAGAAACCGGAGUACUUAGAGAGACCUACUAUAUUUGGUAGAGUCCAACUCUUCUCACAAGCGACUAAAUUCAACUUAUUUUUUCAACUAGAUAAUUUAGGUGGUCUUCAUCCGACUUCAUUCCGUGGCCGUUGUUUCCGUCUUUGUCACAAUAAGUACUGGGACCUAGCCAUUGCGUUCGUGAUAUGCGUCAACGUGAUCCUGAUGUCACUGGAACAUUACAGAAUGUCUGAGAAUUACAAACUUCUGUUGGAUGCCAAUAAUUACGUGUGUACAGGCAUAUUUAUUAUUGAAGCAUUUGUUAAACUCACCGCGGUUGGUUGGAGGUGCUAUUUUUAUGACAGGUAUAAUGACUCGCUUUUUAUUCCCAAAACUAAACUAACAUUCAAAACCAACUCUUGUGCUUUCGUGGUCACCAGACUUGCCUUUCAAGCUGGGAGACCCGGGGUUAAAUGCUUGGUCGGACUCUCAAGGUCUUAAACUAAUUGAGGAGAAAGAGCUACCUUUACAUUGACAUAAGUAAAUGGUUCUUCUCCGAUCACCAAUGAGUGGGAAACUCAAUAAAUGCUAAACUGUGGGAAUCGAACCCGCGACUUUUGGUCAGGCAUACUUUUCAGCUUGCCCGGUGUGGAUGCACACUCAGAGUAGCAUCACAAACAUCAUAUUAACUGAGUACAUAACAUCAACACACACAAAAAUCAUCAUAUCUUAGAAUACAUUGAUAUCGAAGGAACUAGAAUACAUUGAUAUCGAAGGAACCAAAAUAUCACCAACUGGAACCGACUUGACCUCGUAGCUCAGUUGGUGGAGCAUUGGAAAUGCUAAACGUUUCGCCCUCGAAGAAGAAACUAGAGUCAAACUAGAAACAGUCUUCUCACAUGUAACUGACGUGAAACUAUAUUUGCAGCCAACGGUGUAUUGCAGAAAUCUAACUCUACUAUACAUGUAACAAUACCCGUCCAGAUUUUUUCAAUAUGCGUAGUGAAUUUUUUUACCUUCAUUCCAGAUGGAAUAUUCUUGAUUUUAUGAUCGUUAUUUUCUCCAUUGCUGGUAUCAUUCUGGAUUUGGUGCACAACGCCAUGAAAGUUUCCGUGAAACCUAUUGUACUGCGCAGUUUGCGUGUUCUGAGAAUUAUCAGAGGUACAUGAAAAUGUUUUUUUACUCAAUUCAGUCCCGUGAUUAUCUUAACUACCGUUGUUCCUACAAUCAUAGACAAAUUUACUCGGACAAACAUGGCAAAUAAAUUAUUUUUUGAAACAUUUUCAUAUAUACUUCGUAAAGUCGGUCCCCCCUCCCCUGAAACAAUGUUGAUGAACACUUCAGUCAUUAUGGCAACUAUUGCAGUAUCUGUAGCAACAACAUUGUAACGGGGGAGCGGGGAAUACGGCUGAAUAUGCGUAUAAUUAUUCAGUGACCGGGAGCGGGGAAUACGGCCGAAUAUGCGUAUAAUUAUUCGAUUCCUUUAAAUUUCAGCCUUUUUUUAUCAGCGUCCGCAUGUUAUUUGUCUAAGAUUGUAGAUUAACUAUCAAAGUUUCUGUGAUCACAGUAGGAAUAUUGGAUCGGUAAAUUCUAUAAGUUUUGAAGGAUUUGUAAGACAUGUUUGAGGGAACUGACUUCGUGUUAAACACUAAAUAAAUCCUUCAGGACUUUAGUGAAUUUAACUAUGCAAAAUUCCUACUGUAAUCAGAGAAACUUUGAUAGUGUAAACCCUGCUUAAUGCUGGCAGUGACUAACGGUGUUUUGUAUAUUUCUAGUACUCAAGCUGUUCAAAGUUGCCAAAGGCGUGCGAUCUUUGUUAGACACUGUUAUCAAAUCUCUACCUCAGGUACGCUAUUUAUAAUCUUGAACUAUCUGUGCCAGUGUUAAUCUGCGCACAGACUGUCCCUCCCCCCCCCUCCCCGGUGGUGGAAGGAAAACAUCCCGUGAACCAGGGGAGAGCGGGAUGCAGUCUACGAGCAGACUAUGCCAGUGUAGGUGCCUACGAGAGCAGACUAUGCCAGGUAUAGGAGCAGACUAUGCCAGGUAUUCUAAAUAUUGAUAAAAACAACACUGUUUUCCUGGGACGUCCAAAGAAUUUGGGACGCUAUAGAUCGUAUGAUGGAACUUGUUCUGGGCGCUUUCUGAACGCCAUUGCAAGAUCAAGACAGUGUUAGGUUAUUUCUGAUCAUCCCUAUAAUUUGAUCACUACAUCUAAAUCCAAAACAUUGUUUCGUCCAGGUUGCUAAUCUUGGUAUUGUAUUGUUCCUGCUUUUCUUCAUUUAUUCUUCACUUGGGAUUCAAUUAUUUGGCUCCAUAGGUAAGCUGUCUUUCAUCUUAUCUUUCCUUGAAAACUCUCGUCUAACAAAAACCAUUUCUGUGUUCCAGAAUGUUCCGAACGCUACGAAUGCCACGGUCUUGACUCACACGCUCAUUUUCGCAAUUUUCCGACCGCCAUGUUGACGUUGUUCCGCGUGGCCACUGGAGACAACUGGAACACCAUAUUUAUGGUAUACAACUCACUUUAUUGGGAAUAAUUUCCCUAGUUUACAUACACACGUAAAAACGCACAAGUUGUAACAAACCCUCAGUAGACUUGUAGCAAUGCUGUUCCAACAGCUUGUCAACAGGAUGUAUUCGCACUGCUUGUUCCCAGCUUGUUGACAAGUUGUCAACGGCUUGUUGGCAACUUGCUACAAGGUUGUUGCACUCAACAGACUUGUUACAAGUUGUUCCAACAACUUGUUAUCGUUCUGCAAUUCAACAAUUUGUCAACAAGUUGUGAGUGACAACCUUGUAGCAACUUGAUAAAAUAACAGCAUUGUUACAACUUGUUGACAAGCUUGCUACAAGCCUGUUGCGAACACAUCUUGUUGACAAGUUGUGAGAUUUUUAUCAGUGUACCAUGUUUUAAAAUAAGAUUAACUUUUUAAUGCUUCAGGACACAUUACGUGCAGCGUGUGACUCGUCAGCAUCAUGCGAGAAAAACUGUUGUUUUAGUAAAUACGUGGCACCUCUCUACUUCACGACAUUUGUGCUCGCAACGCACUUCGUUUUGCUCAAUGUCCUUGUCGCUGUCUUGAUGAAAGACUUGAAAGCCUCGCGGGAAAAGUUAGCCGAAGUAUUGGUGCACGAGACAUUAGAAAAACGUGUCGUAAAAUUAACGUUAUCUGCCAGGAAAUUUGUAAAGGAGAAGGCUCGUUCUAGGAGGUCGAAAACUCCUGAAGACGUUGCAGAUGAUCAGCGUAUUGAACUGAAACAGAUGCGAAGCAUUUCAUUAGAGCCAGAUUGA